AUGCACCAUCGGAACGGUGGCUCCAGUGACAAUACAACUAAGUUGGUUAGUUGUGGUGGGAAGCUCUUUCUUAUCUGGGAAGGGUAUAUGAAACAUAAUCCCAGUAAUAGGAAGAAGAUAUGGUGUGCGGAAAUCACGUUGGAAACGGAUGAUGAAGGUGAGGUUUGGGGGAAUGUUGAGUGGGUUGAUGUUGUGCAAAGCGUUCCCACACAAUCUGCGCUCUUGCAUUGUCUCGUUGUCUCCGUUUGA
Messenger RNA from Eruca vesicaria subsp. sativa (arugula), 249 nucleotides. NCBI's taxonomy places the organism in Eukaryota, Viridiplantae, Streptophyta, Magnoliopsida, Brassicales, Brassicaceae. The record is from the annotation of a GenBank genome assembly.